Oncorhynchus masou masou (cherry salmon) is the source of this 1423-nucleotide messenger RNA. RefSeq names its product radixin-like. The record is from RefSeq and is a predicted model, not a curated record. Gene Ontology annotation, molecular function: actin filament binding. Gene Ontology annotation, biological process: actin filament organization; regulation of cell shape; morphogenesis of a branching structure. The coding region runs from base 225 to 1067 and encodes 280 amino acids. Gene Ontology annotation, cellular component: myelin sheath; internode region of axon; filopodium. The transcript is spliced from 2 exons. NCBI's taxonomy places the organism in Eukaryota, Metazoa, Chordata, Actinopteri, Salmoniformes, Salmonidae.
UACUCUCCCUUACUAGCCAACGGGAUAACUAGGACCGAGAAUGAAUAUUUUGAUUGGAUGACCACAAUGGAUGACCGCAUUGGCCGGCUGAAGACGCUCAAAACGGUCUGGCAACUGCUACGUCAAAAUGCUCGUCGGGAAAAAUCAAAAGGAGGUGGACAAUUGAUGAAGUCGGAGAAGUCUGAUUAUUUCAACACCACAAAAGGGAGAUAAAAAAAAAAAAUAUGGACAGAGAAAAGAGCAAUCCUCCUCCACUGGACCGGGACGGGAAUACAAACAGGGUGGCAUCUCAGGUGGUGGAGAUCAUCAGUGGGAUGAGUCUGGGAGCCAUCCAGUCUCUGGAGGAGGAGGAGGGAGAUGACUCUGUGUUCUAUGAUGAGGGUGAUGCUCCAUUAGAUGGGGAAGGAAGGUCUUGUCCCUUGGUCUGUGGGUCCAACGAGAAAUCAGCUCAACCCCAGAAUGGGAAGGUGAGCCUACUCAAGGCUGAGACAGCCGGUGUAGUCAUGGAGAAUGGAACAGGGAAAGAUCCCAUCACGGAAGGAGGAGAACAUCGGAGCCCUGCUCUUUCGGGUAAGGGUGAUACUGGGCCACAUCACACCGCCAGACACUCCAGACAGCCCCAGACAGAAACAUUGGCACAAAUCCCAACUCAAACACUUGCAGAGCCACAAAAACAUAGAAGACAGGACACAUUGAUGAACAAAGCUUCUGCUUCACACAAGAUGGAGGUGAAAGAUACACAGGAGCAGACACCUGUUACUACUCCUCCGCCUGUACCCGAGGAACCUCAGCUAUACAGGGCGGCAGAGGCCCCAUGCUCCUCUGGUGACGAGCCCAACAGUGCGAGUCAGGAUGAGGAGGACACAGACAAAGGUUCCCAGGAUUCCCUGGCCUGUCAGGGUACAAGUUCCCAGUCCUCAGAAGGACAGAAGUCUGGCCGGUCCCGUCAUCAGAAAUCCUCCGACCACAACACCAGUUCCAAAUAUAGCACCGUCUCCUACAGGAAGAUACGCAAAGGUAACACUCGCCAGAAGAUCGACGAGUUUGAGUCCAGGAUGAAUCUAUAACGUUACAUCAAGUUAAUAUCUUGAAGAUGGUGCAGCUUCACUUCAACUGCAUGGAGCUGGAUGGGGGCAUGCUAAACCAGUCGCUAUGCAAAUUGGAAUAACGGUCACGUGUCGUCGUUGGUUAAGUCUGUCUAAUACACAAUCCUAACAGAUUUUCAGUGUGUCAUAUUUCAAAUAUUGACAUUUCACUGUAACGUUAAGUCCCCACUGAAGCCAAAAGAAUGAUUGACAUGUAAAGAGUUCUCACAGACUUGGAAUAACUGCUGAGAGGAGCUCAAUAUGCAUAGUAGUAUUGUUAUUUAAUUAGAAAAUUAGUGGGGAACAUUUGAUUAUGUAAGGCAGGUAUUUGAUAAGCA